AUGGAGAAUGAAAGCAAUUCAGGUAAGUACCAUGUAUGCGAAUCUCUGGCGAGGUCAACGUGGACGAGGAAUGAAGACAAACUCUUUGAGACGGCUUUGGUGGAUGUUCCGGAGAAUAUCGAGGGGCGGUGGCAAAAGAUAGCUGAUGCCGUUCCAGGUAAGACUGAAGAAGAGGUGAGGGUUCGCUACGAUGAGUUACUACACGAUUUGCAUGAGAUUGAAUCGGGUCGGGUUGAGUUGCCAAGAUAUGCAGACGAUUAUGAAGUAAUUAAGGAAUCAUUUGUAAGUUCGGAUUCUGAGAACAGAAGCAGAAAAAUUGAUCAGAGGAAGAAAGGGACUUCCUGGACUGAAGAAGAACACAGGAAUUUCCUGAAGGGGUUGACCAGAUACGGAAAAGGUGAUUGGCGAAGCAUAUCAAGGAACUGCGUGGUCACGAGGACGCCAACACAAGUGGCCAGCCAUGCCCAGAAAUAUUUCCUCAGACAGAGUAAUUCGCUGACAAAAGAGAGGAAGAGAGCAAGCAUCCACGACAUAACCACCCCAGAUACCACCACAAUGGUGGUGCAGCCACUGCAGCAGCAGCCCGCAAACAUCUAUAGCGGAGCACCACCCCAAAUGGGCCAUCACAGUGGAUGGAACUCAUCGGUGUUACAUGGGCUAGGUACUCUCUAUACACGAGGCACGAUGGGUAUGAAUGAGCUCGUUAUCUGUCACGUGUCUGACUCCACAACGAAGAAAGAACUAAAAUUGUUCUUACGCAGCUUCCACAGGUCUGGUUUAGCUUCAAAAUCGGACCUUUUGUUUGUCUUCAAUUCCAUUUCAACGAUAGAUUCUUUCAAUGAUUUAAUUCGGGAAAUGGGAGUAAAGUUGUCGACUUCCUGA
Molecule: messenger RNA, 882 nt
Organism: Lactuca virosa
Lineage: Eukaryota; Viridiplantae; Streptophyta; Magnoliopsida; Asterales; Asteraceae
Source: the annotation of a GenBank genome assembly